Messenger RNA from Rasamsonia emersonii CBS 393.64, 498 nucleotides. RefSeq lists its product as uncharacterized. Lineage: Eukaryota; Fungi; Ascomycota; Eurotiomycetes; Eurotiales; Trichocomaceae. The record is from RefSeq and is a predicted model, not a curated record. The transcript has 4 exons. Bases 1 to 498 code for a protein of 165 amino acids.
AUGCCUAGAAUGAAAAAGACCCCAAUAUUCCUGCUGAACCAUGCACGGAUUAUUGACAGACCUCCUCUUCGACGUCCUUCAUCGGAACCAUCUCAUAGUCUCCGCCGCCGUCACGAUUACGGCCUCGCCCCCGACCACGGGAGAUCCCUGGGAGUUGUUGCUGGCCGCUCUCAGGGUCGUUCACGUCGGGGUUUGGCCGAGAAGAUGGCGUCAGCAGAUAUCCAAACAACGAGGAAUUUAAAGAGAUGGAUGGCCGGAGGCGAAUGUGAAAAUGGAAGAGGCGUAAACAGAUCCAGUGCGGAGGCUGUCCCAGCUAAAGAUCAGGUCCACCGAGAAUACUGUUCCAGCCACAAGGGUGGUGAAGAGGAUGAGCACGGUCGCACAGACAUAGUAGAGGAGCUGAAGCAGGACAAUCUUCCUGACGAUCUUCAGAGGCGGAAGAUCUGUCAGAGCCCCGGGACGAGGAGGGCGCCGCCGCGGGGGCAUGAACCAGAAUGA